Molecule: messenger RNA, 2211 nt
Organism: Cannabis sativa
Lineage: Eukaryota; Viridiplantae; Streptophyta; Magnoliopsida; Rosales; Cannabaceae
Exons: 3
Coding region: 574-1971 (465 amino acids)
Source: RefSeq, a predicted model, not a curated record
CUUGUUUUGCUUCAAUCUUGAGAUACUCUCAUGGAGGUGUCUUAUCCAAUAAGUAUGAGGGGUGGAGCCCAUAAUCAACUCGACACGCCACCAAAUGCCACGUGUCAUGACCCAACAACUUACUGAAAAGGCUCUAACUUUACCGUCGUAUUUCGAAACGACAAAAGGAAAACCACUGUGACAAGUGUCGUUGGCUGUGUUGAGUGAAGCCAUAGAAAAAGAAAUGCAAGUAGUGAUUAGUGUGAAGAAACCGACAACAGAGAAUGAUAACUGAAACUAUUAAAAAAGCAACCUCCUCUCUCUCUCUCUCUCUCUCUCUCUCUCAUGGCCAUCUCUGACAUGGGUCAUCUUCUUUUGUGGUCUUAGAUUCUUUGGUUUCGGAUCUCUCAAGUCAGACCAUUUUACUUUUUUCUUUCCUUUCCUUCAAUUUAUGAAUAUCAUAUGUUACUACUUCAUUUAAAUCCUUAAUCAGAUCUAACGUCGAAUAAGGAUAAGGAUCACCCAAUUGACCAUCUUCACUUAACUUCAUUCAAUUCACUCUCUGAUUAGAAUGCUUGACAAAUAAGGAGAAAAAUGGCAGCAGCAGAAGCGAGAGCUGUGUGGCAAAGAACAGCUAAUCGUUGCUUUGUGCAGGAAGAUGCCAAAAGAGCUCCCAAGUUAGCUUGCUGCCAAUCAUCUUCAACAUCUAAACAAGUUGAAGCAGGACCUACUGCAGCAGCAACAGCGGAUGCCCCAGAUCAUCCUGCUGUUGGCUUCAUGCCUCCAAACAGGAAUCCUUCGUAUUCUAGUCUAUCCCGCGACACAAGAUGGUGGCUCCAAAUGCAACCUAAUUAUGGACAUCAUAAGGGUUUUACAUAUGAACAAGUAAAUGAUUUGGUGGAUGAAAAAGAAACCUUAGAAGGUGGUGUUGUAAAGUCAGCUCCUAAGAUUGGCGAGGCCCAAAAAGGUGACACACUUCUUGAUAGUCAAACGACUAGUGAUUGUUUUCAUGAUGAGCAUAACAUUGUUGCUAAAAACAAGGCUUUGGAAAUAGGAAAACAGAAUGUAGAAACUGUAGGUUAUGACAUUAAAAAACUCGUCGACUCAACAGCUAGCUGGGAGAUUAUGCAGAUGGAUUCUACUGACUACUCAGAUGCCAAACCAGCCAAUGACCCGUGUUUAGAUCCAGAAUAUAGUUGGAUUGGGAGUGAGAAGAGUGAGCCGUGGUGGCGUAUGACAGAUAGAGAUGAAUUAGUCUCUUUAGUUGCUAGAAAAUCACUUGACCAUAUUGAGAACUGUGAUCUUCCCCCACCUCAGAAGAUUUGCCAUAGAAGUCAUCCAUUUGCCCACAUUGGGUGUUUUGACAAUAAGGAAAGUUCUGCAUCGUUAGAUAGAAAAACUCACACUUGUGGUCUCUCCACUGGGACUGUUCGUCCUCAGGGAUUUGCUAACACUGGAAAAUCACAAGAGAGACAGAAAUAUUUAUAUGAUGAAAAGUCAAGUUACUGCAAAACUCUCGAGACUAUGACAGAGGGGGUCGAAGAUUCCGGCAGUGAAUUUAGUAAAGAACAGCUGAUAGAAGCACUCUGCCAUUCUCAAACAAGAGCAAGGGAAGCCGAGAAGGCAGCAAAGGAAGCAUACGCCGAGAAAGAGCACAUUGUUACACUCUUCUUCAGACAGGCCUCUCUACUUUUUGCCUAUAAACAGUGGUUCCAAUUGCUGCAGCUGGAAACACUUUGUAUUCAGUUUAGGAAGAAUGACCAGCAAAUGUCCACCCUUUUCCCACUAGUCCUUCCAUGGAAGACUUCUAACAACAUUAAAAAACCAAGGAAGAGCUUUGGCUGUGAUGGUGCCAAAGGUAAAGGAGAAAAAAGAGGGCAGCCUGAUCAGGACAUCACCAAAUACGCAGUUGCUUUCGCAUUGGGGUUGAGCCUUGUUGGUGCUGGUUUGCUCCUUGGAUGGACUGUGGGCUGGAUGUUACCUCAUUUCUAGCCUAAUUAGCCAACUUCUUAUGCUUCUGGUACCAUUGGUUCUAAAAUAGAACAACAGAAUAUGAGUAUGAGUAAAUUGUUUUCUUUAGAUUUUCUCUUCUUUCUUUUUGCAAUUAGGCUUUUUGUACGUAAAUUUUUUAGUCUACUUCUAUGUACAGAAUGAUUUUCAUGAGAUGUUGUAUAUAUGUUUUGAGUAGAUAUUUCUGUAAGCUGUAUGCAAGUCAUCUUUAGUUUCCCUUAA